AAUUCAAUUCUCUUUCCCUUUUUGUUCUGGGGUUAUUGAGUUCUUGGAGAAUUUGACUUUCCUGGUGUCUGGGGAUCGAGGAGAUGACUCUUUUCAUUGAAGGUUGAUUUUUGAGGUCUUUUUAUUAAUGGGGUUCAAUAGCUUUGAGUGCUGAAGAACUCGUAGGAUAUGAAUCGAAGAGUGAGGCAGAAACGUGAAUAUUGUCGGGGAAAAGAUCAGACAAACAUUAGUUCGAAGACCCCUAAGUGUGGAUGUUUGAGUUCAGCUACUAUUUCUGGAGUUGAUUGGACAACCUUGCCUGAUGAUACAGUUAUUCAACUCUUCUCUUAUUUACACUAUCGAGACCGAGCUAGCUUGGCAUCAACUUGUCAAACAUUUAGGCUUUUAGGUUCUUCGCCCUGUUUAUGGGGGUCGCUGGACCUCCGCUCUCACAAAUUUGACACUGCAGCUGCUGUCUCACUCUCCCCACGAUGCAAGAAUCUCCAGAGACUUAAAUUUCAUGCAGCUGGGUCAACAGAUGCAAUAGUUAGUCUUCAAGCAAGGAAACUUCGAGAAAUUAGUGGUGAUCUCUGUCGAGACAUUACAGAUGCUGCACUUUCAGUGAUAGCUGCAAGACAUGAGAUGCUUGAGAGUGUCCAUCUUGGUCCAGAUGCUUGUGAGAGAAUCAGCUGUGAUGCAAUAAAAGCACUUGCAUAUUGCUGCCCAAGGUUGCAGAGGCUUUGGAUGUCAGGUGUUAAGGACAUUAAUGGAGAUGCUAUUAAUGCUUUGGCUAAGCAUUGUAGGCAGUUAAAGGAUGUUGGGUUUGUGGAAUCAGACAACAUUGAUGAAGUGGCUCUUGGAAACUUGAAUUCGGUUAAAUUUUUAUCAGUUGCAGGGACUAGAAACUUGAAAUGGGGAUCUGUAGCACACGUUUGGAGUAGAUUGCCUAGCUUGAUAUGUUUAGAUGUUUCUAGAACUGACAUAAAUCUAAGUGCUGUUACCGGAUUUCUGUCAUCGUCCCAAAAUUUGAAAGUAUUGUCCGCCUUGAAUUGCCCUGUUUUUGAGGGUGAAGUUGACAGUAUCUCGAUGUAUAAUCAUAAAGGCAAAAUAUUGCUUACUUUUCUGAGUGACAUGUUCAAGGGAGUGACAUCAUUAUUUGCCGACAGUUCUAAAAAUGUUACUGAUGUGUUUCAGUACUGGAGGAGAUUAGUGAAUAGAGAUAAAAACGUGGAUGAAAUUGUUGUUUGGAUUGAAUGUGUCUUUUCGCAAUCACUUUUGCGUAUCGCUGAAAACAAUCUGAAGGAGUUUGAUGAUUUCUGGCUUUCACAAGGGGCAGCCGUAUUACUCAGUUUGUUGCAAAGUUCACAGGAGGAAGUUCAAGAAAGAGCAGCUACGGCUGUUGCAACCUUCGUAGUCAUUGAUGAUGAAAAUGCAACUGUUGAUUGCAAAAGAGCUGAGGCAAUUUUACGGGGAGAUGGAAUAAGGGUGCUUUUGAACCUUGCAAGAUCUUGUCAAGAGGGGCUUCAGUCUGAAGCAGCUAAAGCCAUAGCAAACUUGUCCAUAGAUUCAAAAGUUGCAAAAGCCGUUGCUGGAAGUGGAGGAAUCAAUAUUCUUGCCAACUUAGCAAAAUCGAUGAACAGAUUGGUAGCUGAAGAAGCUGCUGGGGGUUUGUGGAAUCUUUCUGUUGGGGAUGACCAUAAGGGUGCCAUUGCAAAGGCCGGUGGUAUAAAAGCUUUAGUUGAUCUUAUAUUCAAAUGGCCUUCCAGCAGUGAAGGGCUCCUCGAACGUGCAACUGGAGCACUGGCAAACUUGGGAGCUGAUGAGAAAUGCAGCUUGGAGGUGGCUGUAGCAGGUGGAAUCCAUGCUUUGGUGAUGCUUGCUCGCAAUUGCAAAUUUGAUGGAGUGCAAGAGCAGGCUGCUCGUGCCUUGGCUAAUUUGGCUGCUCACGGGGAUAGCAACAGCAAUAAUGCUGCUAUUGGACAAGAGGAAGGUGCGCUGGAAGCCCUGGUGCAACUUACCUUUUCUCAAAAUGAAGGUGUUAGGCAGGAAGCUGCUGGUGCUUUGUGGAAUUUGUCAUUUGAUGACAAAAAUCGAGAAGCAAUUGCGGCAGCUGGUGGUGUUGAGGCACUGGUUGCCCUCGCUCAAUCUAGCUCGAGUGCUUCCCGAAGUCUUCAAGAAAGAGCUGCAGGUGCCAUUUGGGGAUUGUCGGUAUCAGAAAGUAACAGCAUUGCUAUCGGAAGACAAGGUGGUAUUGCUCCACUUAUUGUCUUAGCACGUUCAGAUAUUGAAGAUGUCCACGAGACUGCUGCUGGAGCACUCUGGAAUUUGGCCUUUUAUCGUGAAAAUGCUCUCCAUAUAGUACAAGAUGGUGGAGUUAAACCUCUCAUUCAUCUAUGCUCUUCAUCAAUAUCAAAAAUGGCUCGUUUUAUGGCUGCAUUAGCCUUAGUUUACAUAUUCGAUGGCAGGAUAGACGCAUCUGAAAGUUCAAAGACUCUGAACAUGGAUGGGGUUGGGAGGAUCGCCUUAAAGCAUGUUGAAGGCUUUGUAAACUCAUUGUACGAUCCACAAUCCUUUCAUACUGCAGCUUCAUCAUUGGUCCCCACUCCUUUGGCACAGAUAGCAGAAGCCAUAAGAAUACAAGAAGCAGGACAUCUAAGAUGCAGUGGAGCCGAAAUUGACAGAUUUCUCAGAAUGUUAAGGGACCCUUCUUCUAUGCUAAAGUCCUGUUCUGCAUUUGCUCUUUCGCAGGAAAGUACCUAUUCUCUUUAUCUUAUCAAUUAAAAAAUAUAUAUUUGUUUU
This is a messenger RNA of Hibiscus syriacus, 2778 nucleotides long. Its product is annotated as protein ARABIDILLO 1-like. The coding region runs from base 169 to 2760 and encodes 863 amino acids. The record is from RefSeq and is a predicted model, not a curated record. NCBI's taxonomy places the organism in Eukaryota, Viridiplantae, Streptophyta, Magnoliopsida, Malvales, Malvaceae. The transcript is spliced from 12 exons. Gene Ontology annotation, molecular function: protein binding.